AUGCCUCCUCGACGAAAACCAACAUCCACCCGCCAGAAAAAGGCCGACCAACAACUAAAGCGCGCAAUCAAACGGGGUGAUGUGCCACAACCAGAGGUCAAGAAGAAACCCCUUCGUGGUCGUAAACCGCGUAUAGGGCCCACUGGUGAACGUAUAGGUUCAGCUGAUACUUCUGUUAUCCAAUCCGCACGAAAGCUGCAAUCUGCCUUCAUCAAACUUCCUCCAAACUAUUUGGAGCAGACAAAACAACUUGCUUCUGACCUCGUCCUGCAACGGCCCAUACCAGAUGAGAAUGCGAUCUUCCAUAACUUUGUUCAUGCGAAUGAUUCAGAAGUCGAGGCUCUUUCAUGUCCUAGGAGACCCAAGUGGCGUUUCGAUAUGACUAAACUUGAAGUGGAGAAAAAUGAAGAAGGCGUUUUCAAAAAGUACAUCGCUCAAACCGACCGUGCGCUAGAUCAGUGGCAAAACAAGGCGGAUCUUGCUACUAGUCAUACCGAUUCAAGUCCUACCAUGCCUCGGUCGCCGUCCUACUUUGAAAGAAACAUAGAGGUCUGGAGGCAACUAUGGCGUGUUACCGAAAUAUCUCAAAUCAUCCUAGUCCUCCUCGAUUCCCGAUGUCCCGUGUUGCAUUACCCCCCAUCGCUUGCCAAUUACCUUACUGGUCGCAAGGUUAUCCUUGUUCUUACUAAAGUUGACAUAUCUGGAACGGAGCGUGUCAAAGCCUGGGUUGAUUAUAUCAACAAAAACUACCCAAAUUCUCGCAUUGUUGAAGUAGAGUCCUACGCCGAAAAACAGGCGUCAACAGACCAUCAAGGUCGUAAACAUUACGUGCCCUGUAUUCCGGAGCACUUUCGUGCCAAACUCGUCAGAAUGAUCAAGGAGGUGCAUCAAGAGCUGUUAGAACCUCCUGAAAAGGUCGCUAAUAACCCAGAUCGGCUCAAAACCUGGUUUCCUCCAGUAAAACGUGAAAUUGACUGGGACGCCGUUAUGCAGGCCAAGGGCUCAAAAGUCGGUGUUGCCGUUGGUGGCGCUGCAGCGCCGCGUCCUAUAUCACCAGGCGAAACUGAACAACAAGAAUCAUCUAAUCAUCAUCAAGAACCUAAUUUUUUGACCAUUGGCUUGAUAGGCCAACCAAAUGUUGGUAAAUCAUCACUACUCAAUGCUCUUUUCGGUGCAUCAAAGGUUCGGGCGUCGAAGACUGCCGGAAAAACCAAACAUUUCCAGACAUUGUACUGGACUCCUGAUGUCAGACUAGUCGAUUGCCCUGGACUUGUUAUGCCUAAUUAUGUGCCGAUGGAAAUGCAGGUUCUUUGUGGAAUUUUGCCAAUAUCACGUGUAUCAGCAGUUUCUGCAUGUGUUCAUUUCGUUUCACAAUUGUUACCUCUGGAACGUAUAUUCAAACUUGUUCAUCCAAGCUCGAAAGCUCCCCCAGUAGAAGACAAACGUACCUGGCGCGACGACAAGAAAGUUUUAAAAGUGGAUGAAUCUCAAAAAUCUCCUGCUUGGACGGCAAUGGAUAUCCUGACUGCCUAUGCUGAAGACAAAGGAUGGAUCACAGCGAAAGCUGGGAGACCAGAUAUCCACAGAGCAGGAAACGCCAUCCUACGAACGCUAGCUGAAGGAAGGAUAGGAUGGGCAUUCUGGCCCCCCGAUACACCCCUUGAAGAAGCAACAACAGCAGAUGAUCAUCUAGGCAUUUGGAUUCCUCUUUCUGACCAUACCGAUGACAUAAGUGCCAGUGAUCGGGAAAGUGAAGAGGAAGAUGAUAUACACGAAACCGAAAGUCCCUCUUUUUCUGCUCCGGCAGAGGAAGAAGAUAGCGAGGAAUCAGAAUUCGGAGAAGAGGCACAAUCAAGUGUCAGUCAGGUCGGAGUUAGUGGAAGGUUUGGUGCACUUGCUCUCAGUGAAGGAGAAGAAACAAUCUACUUAGCAGGAGAUUCUACCAUGGCAAAGGGUGGAGGGGGCAGUGGGACAGAUGGAUGGGGACAGUACCUGGCCCAAUACUUGACGUUGCCUGUUGUAAAUAAUGCGAUCGCUGGACGUUCAGCUAGAUCCUACACUGUUGAGGGUCGCUUUACGACUUUGAUCAACACUGUCAAACCCGGAGACUUUGUUGUCAUCGAGUUCGGCCACAACGAUGGCACCUCUGGUGCGACCGACAAUGGCAGACAAGAUGCCGUCGGAAAUGACACCACCACAACCGCAACUGUUACAGCUGCGAACGGCACUUCGAUUGUCAUUCAUACUUUUAAUUUCUACGUCCAAAACGCGGUUAAUUCCCUCAAGGCAAAGGGUGCUAUACCGAUUGUGUCAUCCCAAACCCCUGAUAACAUCUGGACCAAUGGCGUUAUAGGCCCUCCCUCACGCUUCGUUGGCUAUGCCCAGCUAGCAGCCAGUCGAACUUCAGUGACGUACAUCGACCACUUCGAUUAUGUAGCACAGGCAUACGAUUCAUUAGGCCAAACUACGACCACGACAUUCUAUCCUUUGGAUCAUACCCACACAUCUCCCACUGGUGCCAAUAUCGUUGCACAAACCUUUGUCCGAGGUUUGAUAUGCUCCACAAGCACUUUGAAUAAGAAGCUGAGUGCAAGCGGCAAUACUGUACCAGGUGAGCAGUAA
Molecule: messenger RNA, 2622 nt
Organism: Psilocybe cubensis
Lineage: Eukaryota; Fungi; Basidiomycota; Agaricomycetes; Agaricales; Agrocybaceae
Exons: 8
Coding region: 1-2622 (873 amino acids)
Molecular function (GO): GTPase activity; GTP binding; hydrolase activity, acting on ester bonds
Source: RefSeq, a predicted model, not a curated record